AGAAUGUUUCUCUGAUGUAAGUGUAUAUCAAUUUAAGAUGUUAAAAGUGCCGGUCCGUAAAUGUUAUCAUGUUGCAAAACUAAGUUUUUUUAUUAUAUUAGUCGUGGCAGUUUUAAGUUUAUUUGAGCAUUGGCGUGGUGGGAAACGUACAGCUAAGGCAAAUCGUAUAAUCCCCGAAGAGCUUUACGAAAAUCAAAUUCUACAAGAUGAGGCUCUUAUUAUUCCGGGACUUGGAGAGGGUGGUGUUGCGGCUUACUUAUCUGGUGAAGCUAAACGUCUUGGCGAAGAAUCGGAGAAAAAACUAGCAAUUAACGUUUAUUUGAGUGAUAGAAUCGCUUAUAACAGGACUUUGAUAGAUCAAAGGAACCCGGCAUGUCAGAGGGUGCUGUAUGAUGCAGAGUUGCCGUCAGCAUCUGUGAUUCUGAUAUUCCACAAUGAGCCAUACUCUGUGGUUAUUAGAACUAUUUGGAGUGUUAUAAAUAGUGCAAGAAGAGAUCAGCCAUGGUACAACAGAGCUAACUAUGUUGACAGAGUUACAGGGAAAACUAUGACACUAGGCUACCCCGGCCAAGAUCCAUCAUCACCAUUUGUGUACUUAAAGGAAAUAAUCCUUGUUGAUGACAAUUCCACUCUUCCGGAGCUGAAGGACAAGCUGAGCUACUACAUCCGGACCAGACUGCCCCCUGACCUAAUAAAAAUUCUGAGACUGCCGGACCGCGUUGGGUUGACUCGCGCCCGCCUAGCCGGCGCGCGCUACGCGAAAGGCGAUGUCCUUUUGUUUCUGGACGCUCAUUGCGAGGCCCAGCACGAUUGGUUGAGGCCACUUCUGCAGCGGAUCAAAGACUCUCCCCACGCUGUCGUCGUACCCAUCAUUGACGUCAUUGAGGCCUCCAAUUUCUAUUACAGCGUGCAAGACCCGGUGACAUUUCAGGUGGGAGGGUUCACGUUCACGGGCCACUUCACGUGGAUCGACGUGCCCGAGCGGGAGAAGAAGCGCCGAGGAUCCGACAUCGCGCCCACCUGGUCGCCAACAAUGGCCGGAGGUCUGUUCGCCAUCAGCCGGCCGUACUACUGGGAGCUGGGCGCGUACGACGAGCAGAUGGCGGGCUGGGGCGGCGAGAACCUCGAGAUGUCCUUCCGGAUAUGGCAGUGCGGAGGCACACUGGAGACUAUCCCGUGUUCGCGCGUGGGCCACGUGUUCCGUAGCUUCCACCCGUACGGGUUGCCCGCACAAACCGACACGCACGGAAUAAACACGGCGCGCAUGGCGGAGGUCUGGAUGGACGAGUACGCAGAGUUGUUCUACCUGCACCGGCCGGACCUGCGGAAAAACCCGAAGAUAGGCGACGUGACGCACCGCAAAGUGCUGCGAGAAAAGCUCAAGUGUAAGAGUUUCCAGUGGUACCUCGACACAGUGUACGGCGACAAGUUCGUGCCAGUGCGAGACGUGUACGGCUUCGGACGCAUCCGCAGCGCGUGGAGCGGGCUGUGUGCAGACACCUUGCAGCGCGAAGGCGAGGGCGUGGCUUUGGGCGCGUAUCCAUGCCACGAGCGUCUCGAGCCCACGCAGUACUUCGCGCUAACCUCGCGCCGCGCCGGCCAGCUGCGUGACGAAGAGAAGUGCGCUGAGCUGCAGUUCGCCAGACGCACACAGAACGAGUUGGCGGAGGGCGUACAGCGCCGCGUGCUGAUGCAUGCCUGCCACGACAAGCAGCGCGAACAGAGGUGGCGCUACACGGAUGACAAGCAGCUCCGGCACGUGUCUUCGGGUCUGUGCCUCACUUCGCCCGCCGCGGCGCGUGCGCCCGCCGACUUGCAGGCCACGCCCUGUCGCUCCGGCGCACCCGACCAGCGCUGGCUCAUCGACUACAACGAAGACAACGGGUUCCGGCUCACAGACAACGAAGUGAUGAGUGAACAGGAACUGAGGCUACAGAAGCUCAGGGGCCAGCGGCGAAUCUCCCGCUCGCUGCUGUCGUACGAGAACGGUACGGCCGCGCGGCGCUCACGGAAGCACAAGCGCAAGAAACGGCGCAACAAGAAGAAGAAGGACAAAUUCAUCGUGCGGCUGGAGCGCACCGUGAACCACACUCGGCAGCACCUGGAGGCCGACCUGUACUGCCGCCACCGCCGGCUGCUGCCCAACGACUCCUUCGUGCGGGACCUGGUGGCUAUGCUCAACGACCGAGACAUCAAGGUGAUCAACAACGGCCGCGUGUUCGACAGGCACAAGGUGUACGAGCUGGAAAAGCUACCGCAUUCCCCCGCCCCUGUUGAAUCCGCACCCGCUGCCGUAGUCCACCACGCGCCUACACAUGUGCUACAGCCGAAGAAACGCAAAGAGAAGAAGCGUGUAAAAGUGAACACUAUGAGCGCUCCGCCCGCACUGGAGCACAGCCCGGUGAACCCUAUUCAUUCCGUGAACCCGAUCGACUCCAUCAAGCCACUGGACGAGGAACCCGCUGACACCGCGUUCCGGAACUUCCCGCCCGCAGAAAAGAAGAUUAUCAUCGAGGACUUUGUGGAGAUCAAACCCAAUACGAGGCCACCCGGCCGGCCCAAGCACAAACGUCGGCGUGUCCGUCCACGUGACCAGGAGCGAACUACGCCCCCAGCCCCGCCCACCUCGCGACGAUCGGAUGCGAUGAAACCCUCGGAUGAGUCCCUGGUGGACGAGGUGGAAACCAACCUGUUCGGAGAUUCUGCGGAGCCAUCGAAGCCCAACAAAAUACCGAUAGUGUUGGAACGUAGACAAUCUCCGCGAAAACAACACAAAAGUGACCACGACAAAGUGGACGUACGACCAGAAGCUACCAGCAUUGAGAACCACGACGACAAUCAGAAAGUCGUUCACUACAAAUACGACUUUGAUAACAACCAUCAAGACAAUCUAGUUAGAGAAGACAUUCAUGACAACAAGAAUCGCCAGAAAGACAACGCUCACGACAGACAUACAGAUUAUGUUGCUGAUAAGAUUAACGAGAAAGUUGAUAAUAAACUAGUUAACUACGACCACGUAUAUAAGGAUUACGACAAAGAUAAUUACAAUUACGACAAAGCUGAUAAUGAAUACCAUAAGGAUAUCAAUUAUGAGUUUAAUGAUAGAAAGGUGAAGGAUACCAACAGAGUGGAUGUUGAGGACAAGAGUACGUUCGUGGAUGUGGAUGAAGCUGCCGUCAACACGCACGACGCGCGCCCGCGAGCUGUCGACGAGGUAGCCGAUAAGCCAGUGCGCGUGGUGCUGCGAUCUAACUUGACCUUCAACCUGGGCGACGAGUUCUUCAACUGGAAGCGAGCGGCCGACGACGUCGCCAGCAGUCUUCUGGGGGAACUGUCCAUCCCCAGCAACACGACGGGCCGCGCAGAGCAGGCGAGUGACCACGCCCCUCCUGUGGCCCCGCCCGCGGCCCCGCCCGCUGAAGACGAGUCGGACUCCUCCGAGAGCGGCAGUGACGAGGAUUAGCCGCUGUUGUUUACGUUUACAGUAUUUCUUGAAGAUAUAGUUUAUAAAUAUUUAGUUGGUAUUAUUUGUCUCUCUUCACAUCACUUAUCAAUAGGUUAUAGUUUAUUUCACGAUUAAUUAAAAUUGUUAAAUGGUAAUUCACUUUAAAUAGUUCAAUAUGUUUAUGUAUGAUAGACAGGGAGAGGAAAUUAUCACAAAAUGUUUAGUGUGGUCCUUGUUACUUUACUAAAGGAUAAACAAAAAAAAAAUUUAGUAAAUAAGAUCCGCCAUUACUUUGAACAGAAAUUUUAUGUUAGCUAUCACAGUUAGGUAAGUCAUUAAUGUCCAAUGUUGCGUCUCUGAUGUACGACUUCUUAUAAUUUGAAUUCUGCAAUAAAAUAGAUAUAAUAUGAAUAUAAUGUAUUUCUUAAGUACUAACCUCAUCUGCACUAGUAUAGUUUGUAUUUGCACUUUAAGAAUAGCUAUCGGUAAAAUAUAUAGAAAUUUGAAUAGUGCGAUAGUAAUUAUUGUUUACAAAAACUAGUAUUUAUAUACUCUUUGAAAAAUCGUACACAAAGUAAAAAGCUGAUAAACCGUAAAAAAUAACAUUAGCAAUCACUUCAGACAUAUUUCAUUUAUUAGUUACAGAAUAAAUAAAAUAAAUUUUAUUAGAUUCCCGUCUUAAGUUAUAUGUAUUAUUAUCUGUAGUUAUGUAUUACUUAACUUUAAACGUUCCGUCCACUUAUUUAUAGAACUUUGAUAAGAAAAAGAAACUGUGUCUUCAGGACCCGGAAACGUGACAGACUGACAUCAUCUCAGUAAUUCAUUAGAUAUUAUAAUGUAUAUCUGGCUCUAUUUCCACAGCUACCCAUUAGAUAGUAAUAAGUAUAUUUAUGUGUCAUUAUGUAUUAUACAACAUUAAUGUGUUCAACAUUUUAACUAUAAAUACCUAUUUUCGCGAUGCUGUAUAUUUAAUAUAAAGAUGUAUAUUGUGUAUAGAGAAACUAUUUUCGUUAUAAUUAUAACUGGAGUAUCAUAUCACUUGUAAUUUGUUCUCAAUAAAAUUUAAGACUGAAA
Messenger RNA from Leptidea sinapis, 4519 nucleotides. RefSeq lists its product as uncharacterized. Gene Ontology annotation, cellular component: Golgi apparatus. NCBI's taxonomy places the organism in Eukaryota, Metazoa, Arthropoda, Insecta, Lepidoptera, Pieridae. The record is from RefSeq and is a predicted model, not a curated record. The transcript is spliced from 21 exons. The coding region runs from base 38 to 3463 and encodes 1141 amino acids.